Lytechinus variegatus (green sea urchin) is the source of this 4520-nucleotide messenger RNA. Its product is annotated as alpha-ketoglutarate-dependent dioxygenase alkB homolog 4-like. Bases 161 to 1099 code for a protein of 312 amino acids. The record is from RefSeq and is a predicted model, not a curated record. Gene Ontology annotation, molecular function: demethylase activity; oxidoreductase activity. Gene Ontology annotation, biological process: oxidative demethylation. The transcript is spliced from 4 exons. Lineage: Eukaryota; Metazoa; Echinodermata; Echinoidea; Temnopleuroida; Toxopneustidae.
CACAUCGUAUCAGAUGAAAAUUAUACUAGCGUCUACGUUCACAUUUCAGUGCCUGCCGUACCUUCAAUGAAUCACUGUUAACCAAUUUCUGGUUCGUGCGAAAGCCGAAAAUCACUUUAGCUCAAUUCAAAUUUGCAGAGUGCAGCAGCAAUUUCCUUGAAUGGAAGGACUCCAUUAUCCAAGGCCAUGUGGAUGUACAGGAAUCCGCUCCUGCCUCGUCUGUGAGGCCAAAGAUAUCCAAGUGAAGCAUGCACCAACAGGCAGGGAAUAUUUGCAGGAACUCUGGAGAUACUGUUACUUGUGUGGAAAAAUCCAACCUCCACAUUCUGAGGGGAUGAGAGACAAGAGAACGCAAUCAGAUAUAGGAUGCCCUGAUCACCAUGCUACACAGGGUUUUGUCUUGCCUGGGAUACAAGUAAUACCUGACUUUAUAACGGACCAAGAGGAAGUGGAGAUGGUGCACAGGAUUGAAAGGAGUCCAUGGAAGGCGUCUCAGUCAGGAAGAUUCAAACAAGACUAUGGCCCUAAACCAAACUUCAAACGUAGAAAAGUCAAGCAAGGUGGCUUCACUGGUCUACCAACUUUCAGCAAACCACUGGUGUCUCGCAUGAACCGUCUCCCAGAGCUUGAAGACUUUCUUCCUGUUGAGCAGUGCCACCUAGAGUACACGCCCGAUAGAGGGUCGGCCAUUGAUCUUCACUUUGAUGAUUUCUGGCUAUGGGGGAACAGACUCGUCACCAUCAAUCUUCUCUCGGACACUUCCCUAUUACUGAAAUAUGAAACUGAUACUUCUUGUCAUGGAGUACCCAAUGAAUCUGGAACAAAUCAGCAAGACAACCAUAAUGUUGGAAGCCAGCAAGAGGAAUGGCUAGUGCACGAACUAUUGAUACCAAUGCCAAGGAAAAGUUUGAUAAUACUGAGUGACGAUGCUAGAUAUAAAUGGAAACAUGCAAUACCACGAGAAGCCAUUCUAGCUCGACGUAUCGCUGUUACCCUACGUGAGCUUGCUACAGAUUUCUUGCCUGGUGGGAGAAAUGAAGCACUUGGUCAAGAACUCUUGAACAUUGCGUUGACAUAUGACGGAACAGUCGUACAGUGAAGGUGAUGACUGAUUUUACUGCAAUAUCAGUUUUCUCAAACCGUCCUAGGAGGGUUUCGAUGAACAGAAAUAUCUAAUUUUGAAAUUAAUGUUUUCAGUUUAACUAUUUGUAUCUAUGGAAAUUUGAAAUUACCCAGAAUUUUUUGAAAAUCUGGUAGUAAAAUAUUCGAAGAAUGAGGUGAGACCAUUGAAUACAGAAGUUUUGUGAGAUUAUAAACAUUUGACAGUUUAAAUUCAAAAUGUCAGAAAGGAAGUAGUUUUCUUUACUUUUGAGUUUCGACUGUUAGGACCCUUUAUGAAAACAAUGAUAUACGAGGGGCUUCUGAAAAGUUUUGAGCCUAACAUAGAAAAGAUUCAAAGAUCGGAGACUUGCUUGGGCCAUAAAAUCUUUCACGUUUCUUAAUGCUACCCACCAAAUUUCUUGGUCAUAGCAAUGUCUAGUCUUAUUUUACAGAUUCCUAAAGUUUGGUAUCGAGUGUCUCAUAAAAAAUGGACAAACCCGAGUGUCAAGCUGUCGUCAAGUUUCUGCAGCUGAUAAGUAUGAUUUGAGAUGAGACUUUUGAUGGUAGCCCAUCCAAUUACUUGGAAUGGGUUAUGUCUAUUUAUGAGACUUGGGUUCAUCACUAUCACCCUGAGACCAAGGUGAAGUAAAAAUACCAGUAAUAGAAGCAUCCCAUGUCAUUAACCCAAAAGGAGGCCAACUCAAGUUUGUACAUUUUUCAUUAGACACUAUGGUCUGUAUUCUGAAGUCAGGUUUAACUUAGAACAUGGUCUAACUUUGUGCUAAACUUAUGGAAAGCCAUAAAUGUCAACAUUUUCCUUGCAUUGUAUAUUUCUUGUGAUUACUGUGCUCUUUCCUAACUCAUGAAUGGUGUAGAAAGCUAUUUCAUUUAUCUUCCUAAAACAGUUAAGAAUGAUUCAAAGACAAAAAUAAGCUGUUACAUUGAAAUUAUACUGUUCGAGAUUGAUGCCACUAUUGGCUAUCCCUAGUAAAACCACAAAUUUAGAUUAGAGUUUAGAAUUAAACCCGAUUUGAAAUUAUGGGCCAUUGAUACUGGAACCUGUAAAAUCAGACCCAAUAUAGCAAGACCAAGAAAUUUGGUUGGUAGGAUUAAGAAAUGUGAAAGAUUGUAUGGACCAAAUUUGGUCUUCAAUCUUAAUCCUUUCUAUGUUUAGGCUAAAAAAACUAUUCAGUCGCCCCUGGUACAGGUCUGUCACAAACAGUUUUGUUAUAGAUUAAACUUUUUGUAUGUUAAUUUGCCUAGAGAUGGCCAACAGCAAUGAAGGGGAGUAUGAAGAUUUGUGGGGUGAGUACUUUCUACUGACCUUUAUUAAGGGUUUGUAUUAAAUCAGAUCAUCAUUUGAGGGGUUUUGCAUACAUUUAUACCACCCAUUUGAAUAAUUUAAUAUGAUGUUCAUUAUAAUGAAUCCUUUAUUUUACUAUUCAUGUUAACUUUAUAAUGUCAAAAUUAUGCAACUCUAAGUGGAUUUUCAUUUGUUCUAAUAAAUAAAAGACAUGAGAAAUGAAAAGGAACAUAUGCAUUAAAUAGAAAUUGUUGAAGAAAUGAUGCAGAAAUGGAAGUAUGUUGUGGAGUACCAUUGUUCACAUCAAAUAGAUCUACAGCUGGGUUGAAUUUAAAAAAAGAAGAACUUAUAUGAAAUUAUAAGAAUAGAAAACCUUUUUUGUGAGUAGAAAUAUAGUGUAACAUUAUGAAGUCUUGUUAUGCUGCAUUUGAAUAAUGGCUUGAUAUAAGCAGAGCCUGUUAGGAUUUAUACAUGGUCUCUAAUAUAGCAGACCUAUUAGAAUAAUCAAUACAAAACUCAAACCUCAAUACUGAAAUAAAUACAAACAAUAUCAUAGACUGCAACAAACAAGUUGUACAAAAUAAGUGAAAUUUAUUCAUCAAUGCUUAUUAAUAAAUAGAGAAGAAUACAGAAAUGGAAGUAUAUUGCAUAUUGUUAUUUGUUCACAUCAAUCGUCAAUCACAUCAAUGAUAAAAUCGUUGGUUGAUUUUUCAUGUAGAAGAUUUGAAGAUAACUUGAUUGUACAUGAAUAAUUGUAAGGAUAGACAACCUUUGUUAUUGUGCAGAAAAUAUUCAAAAUAGACCAUCACAAUAUUGUCAGCAAGUAAGCCUUCUUUGAGUGUUGGGACUGUAUGUACAAUAUUCCUGUAUCAAGUGAAAUGCAACUUUCCUCUAACCAAACCCUUAUGAAAAUCCUUAUCCUCAUUUAUUUAAAAUCCCUUCUACAUCCUUACCCUUGGUCUUAAUAGAGAAAUCAAGGCAUUCAGGUCACAAUUCUGACUCCACUAAAUUUUCAUACUUGCAGAGCUGCCAGCCUGAACAAAAACAUUUCAGUACCGGUAUUAAAAAAAGCUGAAAAUCAGUAUUUUGCUGAGGAAAUCAGUAUUUUUAAAGAAAUACCAUAGGACAAAUACAUACCGGUAAAAACUGAAACUUAAGAAAUCAGUGCUUUGCCUGAAACCAUCAGUAGUAUUCUCAUUUUUCAGUACUAAAUGCUGAAAAUCCGUAAUACUUGGCAGCUCUGCUUUUGGGUUUUAUUUCAAAUAAUAGUCUAAUUUGAUUCUACAUGAUCAUGUAAUGCUCACACAUUGUAAACAUUGGAAUGUUCAUACAUUCGUUUUGCAGCUCCCCAGAAUGAUACAGACUGUUGCUUAUAAAAUGACUACUGGUAUACUCAUAAUGUCAAUAGUGAUAUAAUAUCAAUGGUAUCUAAGGUUAUGCAUAUUGUACUCCUUUUUAGAUCUACAAUAGUCAAAAUCUAUAGUAUCUAGGAGUACAAUAUUUUUUUUCUAUAUGAAAUACCAGUAUGUUAUUAAGAAAUUACGUGAAAAAUGUUAAAUUCAAGAGUAAAACCGCACUUACUUUCUGCCCAGGUUGUUUAAAACACAGAAAAUAGAGGCAAGUUAAACCAUUGUUUAAAAAAAGUACAUAAUUAGCUAUUUAAUGCAGAACUGCUAGAAGUGAUGUGAAUAUUACAGAAAAAAGGACAUGCUAAACUGCUCAUUUUAAAGAACAAGUCGAUUAGAUUAUCUUAAUGUGGUGCAUUUGUACAAAGUUAUAUUACAUAUAGGCAAGUUAAGAUUGAAACUUAUUUACAUUAAAUUAAAUAUUUUUGAAUGGUAAAUUUUGAGCUUUUGAUCUUGUCCUAGUUGUCUGUACACCCCAUUCUGAAAGGGUUUCCUAAUAGAUACAACCAGCUGUUCACCAUGCCCGGGAUUCAGCAGUGGCUCCGUAUAGUUUUCAAUAUUUUUGCUGGGGGAGAAAAGCAUGCUCAUGCUCAAUACAUCAUUGAGCUCCAAAUUUUCCCCCGGAAAAUACAGUGGGGGAAAAUAUAUUUCAUUACAUGAGCACCUGGAACUGACCAAUCAUUUAUUUAGAAUACAAAUAAAUAUUCAUU